Messenger RNA from Scophthalmus maximus (turbot), 17585 nucleotides. RefSeq names its product CUB and sushi domain-containing protein 1-like. The transcript is spliced from 75 exons. Lineage: Eukaryota; Metazoa; Chordata; Actinopteri; Pleuronectiformes; Scophthalmidae. Bases 333 to 10805 code for a protein of 3490 amino acids. The record is from RefSeq and is a predicted model, not a curated record.
GCUGGUUGAUGAAAUAGCUUCCUGGAUUUCUGACUGAGUGGCUGAGAUUGGUGCCGUCUCACAACUCAAAGCCAAUAGGGCAGAAAACAGAAGCAUCUUCAGCUGAAUCUUGCGGUGGUGUAGUUCAAGGCCUGAAUGGCACCAUAGAGUCGCCUGGAUUCCCCCACGGCUAUCCCAACUACGCCAACUGUACGUGGCUGAUAAUAACAGGGGAGAGGAACCGAAUCCAGCUAACCUUCGUCACGCUGGCGCUGGAGGAAGACUUUGAUAUUGUAUCAGUAUACGAUGGACAACCAUCGCCUGGCAACUUAAAACUGAGGUUGUCAGGAUUCAUGCUGCCAUCCCCUAUAGUCAGCAGUGGAUCUAUAUUGGCCUUGUGGUUUACCACAGACUUUGCCGUCAGUGCUCAGGGCUUCAAAGCUGUAUACGAAGUCCUUCCCAGCCACACAUGUGGCACCCCCGGCCUCAUUCCAAAUGGGGUCAUUCAUGGAUCGCGGUACAACAUGGGGGACAAGAUCCGAUACAGCUGUGAGUCAGGUUUUGUAUUGGAAGGACACAGUAUCCUCACAUGUAUUGUAUCACCUGGCAGUGGAGCACAAUGGGACUUCCCAUCACCAUUUUGUAGAGCGGAGGGAGCAUGUGGCGGAACGUUACGGGGCACAGCGGGUUCAAUAACCAGCCCAGGAUACCCUGCAGAGUAUGACAACAACCUGGACUGUACUUGGUCAAUCCUUGCUGAACCCGGGGACACCAUCGCUCUCGUCUUCAGUGACUUCUUAUUAGAGGACAAAUAUGACUUCCUGGAAAUCAGUGGGACAGAAGCACCAAGCAUAUGGUUGACUGGCAUGACACUGCCCUCACCAGUGAUAUCCAGUAAGAACUGGCUUCGGUUACAUUUCACCUCAGACAGCAACCAUCGAAGAAAAGGAUUCAGCGCUCAAUACCAAGUUAAGAAAGCAAUCGAAUUGAAGUCCAGAGGCGUGAAGAUGAUGCCCAGUAAAGACUCCAGUCACAAAAAUGCUGUCUUGAGUCAAAGUGGUCUUGCUGGUGAUGUUUGUCCAGAUCCCGGAGUUCCAGAAAAUGGCAAGAGGAUGGGCUCCUCCUUCCAGGUUGGCUCCAGCGUCCAGUUCAGUUGUGAUGACAGCUACGUACUACAAGGAUCUAAAAGUAUCACCUGUCAGCGAGUCACUGACACACUGGCUGCCUGGAGUGACCACAGACCCAUCUGUAGAACUCGUACCUGUGGCAGUAACCUACGGGGGCCUAGAGGGAUCAUAACCUCUCCUAACUACCCUGUUCAGUAUGAGAACAAUGCACACUGUGUGUGGGUCAUCACUGCAAUGGACUCUGGACAGGUGAUAAAGCUGUCAUUUGAAGAGUUUGACCUGGAAAGAGGGUAUGACACACUGACUGUGGGAGAUGGAGGAAAGAUAGGAGACACUCGGAGGGUACUCUAUGUACUCACCGGCUCCAGUGUUCCUGACCUCAUCGUCAGCUUGUCCAAUCAGAUGUGGCUACAUCUGCAGUCUGACGAUACAAUUGGCUCAGCGGGGUUCAAGGCAGUCUAUGAAGAGAUAGAACGGGGAGGCUGUGGUGAUCCCGGGGUCCCGGCAUUUGGUCGUCGCAGCGGUGAUCGCUUCCAACACGGUGACGUGUUGACCUUCUUUUGCCAGUCAGCCUUUGAACUUGUGGGAGAAAGGACCAUAACGUGUCAGCACAAUAACCAGUGGUCUGGGAAUAAACCCAGUUGUGUCUUCUCAUGUUUCUUCAACUUCACUGCUCCGUCUGGGACUAUAUUGUCUCCGAACUACCCAGAGGAGUAUGGGAACAACCUGAACUGUGUGUGGUUAAUUAUCUCUGAGCCGGGAAGCCGCAUUCAUCUCCUCUUCUCUGACUUUGACCUGGAGCCACAGUUCGACUGGUUGGUGGUCAAAGAUGAAGGUCUGUCUGAGCCAACAACAUUUGGAACGUUCUCGGGAAAAGAUGUUCCAUCACAAAUCGCCUCCAAUGGACACAUCAUGAGACUGGAAUUUCAGUCUGAUCACUCUAAUACUGGAAAAGGCUUCAAUAUCAGCUACACCACAUUUGGUCAGAAUGAAUGUCAUGACCCCGGAGUUCCUGUCAAUGGUCAAAGGUAUGGUGACCAGUUUCAGCUCGGCAGCUCUGUGGCGUUUCGCUGUGAUCAAGGAUUCAUUAGGACACAGGGAUCAGAUCAGGUCACCUGCAUCAUUCAGGAUGGAAAUGUUGUUUGGUCUGCGGCUGUACCUCGGUGUGAAGCCCCAUGUGGAGGCCACCUCACAGCUCCUACCGGUGUUCUGCUGUCUCCUGGUUGGCCUUCCUUUUAUAAAGACUCUCUGAAUUGUCAGUGGGUGAUAGAAGCACAACCAGACCAUGCUGUGAAGAUAAAUUUUGACAGGUUUCAGACUGAGGUCAACUACGAUACACUAGAAAUUAGGGAUGGCCCCUCAGCCUCCUCUCCCCUGGUUGGUGAAUACCACGGCACCCAGGCACCUCAUUUCCUGAUAUCCACAUCAAACUUCCUGUUCUUGUUGUUCACCACAGACAACAGCCGCUCUGCAGCAGGCUUCAGCAUCAGAUAUGAAAGUGUGAAAAUGGAGUCAGAUUCUUGUCUCGAUCCUGGUAUCCCAGUCAAUGGUCGUCGCCAUGGCAGCAUCUUUUCCAUUGGCUCCCGUGUCUCAUUUACAUGUGACCUAGGAUACACACUGAGUGAUCAGGAGCCAAUUGUUUGUGAGCUGAAUCAUCAGUGGAGUCACGCUCUUCCCAGUUGUGAUGCUCUUUGUGGAGGCUACGUUUAUGGUAAAACGGGUACUAUUCUGUCUCCUGGCUUUCCUGACUUCUACCCUAACUCCCUUAACUGUACCUGGACUAUCGAGGUAUCUCAUGGGAAAGGUGUCCAUUUGGUUUUCCACACUUUCCAUCUGGAGGAGAACCACGACUACCUUUCCAUCGCUGAGGACGAGAAUUUCCAGGUUCCAGUAGCGCGACUCACUGGCUCAGUGCUGCCCCCUAGUGUCAAAGCAGGACUCUUUGGGAACUUCAGCGCUCAGCUACGAUUUAUAUCAGAUUUUUCCAUGAGUUACGAAGGCUUUAAUAUUACUUUCUCAGAGUACGACUUGGAGCCAUGUGAGGAUCCCGGUGUACCGGCGUAUAGCAGGAGGAUGGGAUUCAGAUUUCAAGUUGGUGACUCGCUGGCUUUCUCCUGUUUCCAUGGCUACCGACUUGAGGGAGAUAGCAAGAUCACUUGUCUGGGAGGAGGCAGGCGAGUCUGGAGCAACACGCUACCACGAUGUAUAGCUGAGUGUGGAGCUACCUCACUGGGGCCAGAAGGUGUUCUCCUUUCUCCGAACUUCCCCUCCAACUAUGAUAAUAACCACGAAUGCAUUUACCGCAUCACUACUGAAAAGGGCAAAGGAAUCAGGCUGAAAGCUGAGAGCUUCUCAUUGCAAGAUGGAGACUAUCUCAAGGUCUAUGAUGGAGAGAACACUUCAUCCCGUCUCCUUGGCAACUUCACACGUGACGGCAUGAUGGGUCAUGUCAUUAACAGUACGUCCAAUCACUUGGGGCUGGAUUUCAACAGCAAUGCCUCUGGAACCAAUCAGGGUUUUCGCCUCUCAUACACAAGCUUUGACUUAACACGCUGCGAGGAACCAGGUGUCCCUAGUUAUGGCUAUAAGAUCCAGGAUGACGGUCAUUUUGCCAACACUUUUGUCCUCUACUCCUGCAACCCUGGAUACAGUCUCCAUGGCAGCAGCACACUGACCUGUCUUAGUGGGGACAGACGUGUCUGGGACAAACCCCUUCCUUCCUGUAUCGCGGAGUGUGGAGGUCACAUAACGGGAGCGGUGUCUGGACGAAUUCUGUCUCCGGGAUAUCCUGCUCCUUAUGACAACAACCUCCACUGUACCUGGACUAUAGAGGCUGAUACAGGCAAGACGAUCAGCCUCCACUUCAUUGUCUUUGACACUGAGAUCGGCCACGAUAUUCUGAGAGUUUGGGAUGGUCCAUCUGGGCCGUCAGACGGGGGGAUCCUGUUGAAAGAGUGGUCAGGCCCAGCCCUGCCGGAAGACAUUCACUCUACUUUCAACAUACUCACACUGCAGUUUGAUUCAGAUUAUUUCAUCAGCAAGCAAGGAUUUUCUAUACAGUUCUCCACCACCACAGCAACGACCUGCAAUGACCCAGGCAUCCCUGUAAAUGGCUCCCGAUACGGGGACAGUAAGGAGCCAGGUGACAGUAUGACGUUCCAGUGUGACCCAGGCUAUCAGCUGGAAGGCCAGGACACAAUCACAUGUGUACGGAUGGAUAACAGAUUCUACUGGCAACCAGACCCUCCAACAUGUAUAGCAACCUGCGGGGGUAACAUCAGUGGGACCUCUGGGGUAAUUCUGUCUCCCAACUACCCCCAGCCUUACCCACCGGGGAAAGAGUGCGACUGGAGAAUCAGAGUCAACCCUGACUUCGUCAUUGCCCUCAUCUUUAAAAGUUUCAACAUGGAGCCAAGUUACGACUUCCUGCACAUCUACGAGGGUGAAGACUCCAAUGGGCCGUUACUAGCAAGUCUCCAAGGCAACCAGGCCCCGGAGCGGAUAGAGAGCAGUAGUAACAGUCUCUUCCUGGCUUUCAGAUCUGAUGCCUCACUGGGCAUGUCUGGCUUCGCCAUUGAAUAUAGAGAAAAACCAAGAGAGGCCUGUUUUGACCCUGGUAACAUAAUGAACGCCAGUCGAACGGGUUACGACUAUAAACUGGGAUCUCAGGUCUCCUACAACUGUCACCAUGGUUACACAAUUGUGGGCGGAGAUACCAUCACCUGUGUCAUGGGACAUGACGGGAAGCCCGUGUGGGACACGGCACUGCCAUCAUGUAAAGCUCCCUGCGGAGGACAGUAUGGCGGAUCUGAAGGGGUUGUUUUGUCUCCAAACUAUCCCCUGAACUACACGACAAGACAAACUUGCUCCUAUUACAUCGCUGUGUCCACACAGUUUGUGGUGUUUGGCCAGUUUGCUGUUUUCCAGACGGCAAUGAAUGACUCCGUGGAGCUGUUUGAUGGAGCCAAUGAGAAUGCUCGCCUGCUAAGCUCCCUGGCUGGGUCACAUUCCGGAGAGACGCUGCCAUUGGCAACUUCCAAUCAGAUCAUGUUGCGGUUCAAUGCUAAGAGUGGCCAGUCAGCUCGAGGCUUUCACUUUGUCUACCAAGCGGUGCCUCGCACCAGUGACAGUCAGUGCAGCUCAGUGCCAGAGCCUCGGUACGGCAGGCGGAUCGGUUCAGAGUUCUCGGCCGGUUCUGUGGUUCGGUUUGAGUGCAGUCCAGGGUAUCUGCUGAAAGGAUCCAGUGCUAUCCGAUGCCAGGCUGUACCAGGGGCCCUUGCACAAUGGAACUCAACAACACCAACCUGUAUAGUUCCGUGCAGCGGUAACGUGACAGAACGUCGUGGGACAAUACUGUCUCCUGGCUACCCUGAACCCUACCCAAACAGUCUCAACUGUCUUUGGAGGAUCCAUGUCAGCGAAGGGGCUGGGAUACAGAUCCAAGUUAUGACGUUUGCUACUGAGCACAACUGGGACUCUCUGGAGAUCUACGAUGGAGGAGACAUGACAGCUCCAAAAUUAGGGUCAUUUUCUGGAACCACAGCUCCGGCCCUACUCAACUCAACAUCAAAUCAGCUGCUUCUGCACUUCCAGAGUGACAUCAGUGUGGUGGCAGCAGGUUUUCACCUAGAAUACAAGACUGUUGGUCUGACCACCUGUCCAGAGCCAAUGAUCCCAGCCAAUGGCAUUAAAACUGGAGACAGAUAUAUGGUCAAUGAGGUGGUGGCUUUCACCUGUGAGCCUGGGUACACGUUGCAGGGCCACUCCCACAUUUCCUGCAUGCCUGGUACUGUGCGUCGAUGGAACUACCCACCUCCACUUUGCAUAGCUCGUUGCGGCGGGGUGUGGUCUGAGAUGAGUGGUGUCAUCCUCAGUCCAGGUUUCCCAGGCAACUACCCCGGCAACCUGGACUGCACCUGGCAAAUAACCCUGCCAACUGGAUAUGGAGCACAUAUUCAAUUCCAAAACUUCUCGUCUGAGGACAACCACGACUUCCUCGAGGUCAGGGCUGGACCACAGCAUAGCUCUGCUCUUAUUGGACAGUUUAGUGGUUCGCAGAUCCCUCCCCCUCUACUGAGCACUACCCACCUGACAAUCAUCCACUUCUACAGUGACCAUUCAGAGAACAGGCCUGGAUUCAAACUGACCUAUCAGGCCUAUCAACUGCAAAACUGCCAGGACCCCUUUCCAUUCCCCAAUGGUGACAUCAUCAACAGUGACUACAGCGCUGGCCAAUCUGUAACGUUUCAGUGCUACCCAGGUUAUGUUUUGAUCGGACACACAGUACUAACGUGCCUGCACGGGACCAACCGGAAGUGGAACCACCCAUUUCCACGCUGUGAGGCUCCCUGCGGCUAUAAUGUCACGGCUGAAAAUGGGACCAUCUAUUCACCUCAGUACCCCAAUGAAUACCCUAACUCCCAAGAUUGUAUCUGGCUCAUCACUGUUCCCCAUGGACAUGGAGUUUAUAUCAACUUUACCUUAUUGCAGACGGAGCCUGUCACUGAUUACAUUGCUGUCUGGGACGGUCCAGAGACAUCUAGUCCACAGCUUGGAGUCUUCAGUGGCAACACAGCACUGGAGUCGGCUUACAGUAGCAGCCCAAAGGUCCUGAUUCGCUUUCACUCUGACUUUUCAACUGGAGGGUUCUUCAUUCUCAACUUCCAUGCUUACCGUCUGAAGAAAUGCCCUUCUCCCCCUGUUGUGGAGAAUGCAGAGUUGAUCUAUGAAGAUGAAGACUUCCAGAUAGGUGAUAUUGUAAAGUAUCGCUGUUCACCUGGAUACACACUGACUGGAAAAUCAGAGCUGAUGUGCAAACUCAACUCCCAUUUGCUCUUUGAAGCCCCGCCACCUACAUGUCAAGCCCAAUGCCCAGCCAAUGAGGAGCGCUCUUCGUCAUCAGGAGUCAUACUAAGCCCUGGGUUUCCUAGCAAUUACCCCAACAGCCAGACAUGCUCCUGGCUUUUACAAAUGGUUCCAGGUUAUACCAUCAAUAUCUACGUAGAGAUGUUCCACAGCGAGAAACAGUUUGAUGAAUUGGAGAUUUUUGAUGGAUCCUCAGGACAAAGUCCUUUGCUUGUUGCUCUAAGUGGUAACCAUUCAUCCCAGCUGAACUUCACAUCCAAAACGAACCAGCUCUAUCUGCGAUGGUCCACUGACCACGCAACCAACAAGAGAGGAUUCAAGAUAAGAUAUUCAGCUGCCUACUGUAGCAUUAACGAACCCCCAGUGAAUGGGGGCGUGGUCAACCGAACCAAACUUCGCCCAGGCAGCAGACUUCAGUUCUUUUGCAACCGUGGUUACCGCCCAGUCGGCUCAACCAAUGCCACCUGCAGGCUCCGUUCCAAUGGGCUUUUCCAGUGGGAUACACCACCACCUUUUUGUCAAGCUAUCUCGUGUGGAAUCCCUCAGUCGCCAGGCAACGGCAGCUUCCAUGCUUACCAGUACACUGUUGGUAGCCAGGUUACCUACCAUUGUAACUAUGGUUACCACCUUGACCCGGGUGUUUCAAUGACAGCAGUCUGUUUGGAAGAUGGCAUCUGGAGUAAUGCUGCCUCAGCCCCCAAAUGUUUACCGGUCCACUGCCCGAGCAUUGAGGGCAUCUUGUCAGAUCACAUGACCUACCACCUGCUCCGUGGUAGGUUGGAAGAGUUUGGGUCUAUGUUGAUGCUGGAAUGCUCAACAGGGUACUAUUUGGGUGUGGGGCAUAGGACCCUUAGCUGCCUUGCCAACGGGACCUGGGAGGGAUCAGAUGACCCAGCAACAUGCAAGAUCAUCUCCUGUGGUGAGCUUCCUUCUCCACCCUUUGGGGCCAAACUAGGGACGUUGACCACAUUCGGAGCAACUGCAAUCUUUAUGUGUAACCAUGGUUACACCCUGGUGGGGUCACAUGUCAGAGAGUGCGGCGCAAACGGACUGUGGAGUGGUGCAGAAACCAGGUGUCUAGCUGGUCACUGUGACUCUCCGGAUCCUAUUGUCAAUGGGCACAUUAGUGGGGAUGGGUCAAGUUAUCGUGACACAGUGGUGUACCAGUGCAUGUUAGGAUAUCGCCUAAUUGGCACUUCAGUCAGAAUCUGCCAGCAAGACCAUCGGUGGUCUGGAACAACACCUGUCUGCGUCCCAAUCACUUGUGGUCAUCCCGGCAACCCAAUCAACGGGCGGACCAAUGGCAGCGAGUUCAACCUCAAUGAUGUCGUCAACUUCACCUGUAACAGAGGUUACAUCCUCAGUGGAAAUGCUCGUGCUCAGUGUCGACUCAACGGACAGUGGAGCAGCCCCCUACCCGUCUGCAAAGUGGUUAACUGUUCAGAUCCCGGCCACGUGGAAAAUGGUGUGCGCCAGUCUGGCCUACGUUACCCAGAAGUCUUCAGCUAUGGUGUAAGUGUGGCAAUCCACUGUAAACGAGGCUUCUAUCUGCUGGGCUCUGCACUCCUCACAUGUCAACAUGAUGGACGAUGGGACCGACCAAUCCCUCGCUGCCAAGCAAUUUCCUGUGGAGACCCCGGGGUGCCACCUAAUGCAGUCAUAUCUGGAACCCAUAGUUGGACAUAUAGUUCAGUGCUGCACUACUCCUGUCUGCCUGGUGGGGUGCUGGUGGGCAAUGCUACUCGACACUGUCAGGAAGAAGGCACGUGGAGCGGGGCGCCACCAUACUGCACAGGUGUAAAUCCAGGAAUCUGUGGAGACCCAGGGGUCCCUCCUCACGGUGCCCGUCUGGGAGGGGAAGAAUUCAAAACCAAGAGCUUGCUGCGUUUCAGCUGUGAGGCGGGAUACAGUCUGACGGGCUCAGCUGAAAGGACCUGCCUUCACAACGGCACCUGGAGUGGCACACAACCUGUCUGUCAAGCUGUAUCCUGUGGUAACCCUGGCACCCCAGCAUAUGGAAGAAUCGUCUUCAGUGAUGGCAUCACCUUUGGCAGUUCAGUAGCAUAUGCAUGUUGGGAAGGCUUCAAAACAUCAGGCCUGACCACCAGACACUGCACAACAAAUGGGACAUGGACAGGACAACCCCCAGACUGCACUGUGAUCAGUUGCGGAGACCCUGGGCCAGUAGCCAAUGGGAUCUAUCUCGGAAGUGAGUUUGCCUUCAACCACACGGUGACCUACCGGUGUAACCCGGGACACCUGAUGGAACAACCUGGACUGGGAUGCAGCGUUCUGCGCUGCACUAAAGUUGGAACCUGGAAUCAAACCAAACCCAGCUGUAAAGUGAUCCAGUGUGGAUCUCCUCCUCAAGUCCUACAUGGGAAAGUGGAGGGUACGGACCAGUCAUGGGGAUCAAGUGUUAGCUACAGUUGUUUCCACGGUCACCAGUUGUCCACUCCUGCCGUGUUAACCUGUGAGGGGAAUGGGACAUGGACGGGAGACAUCCCACAGUGUCUGCCUGUCCUGUGUGGUGAUCCUGGAUCUCCUGGAGGAGGAUUCAGAGAAGGGAACAUCUUUUCAUACCGGUCAGAUGUCAGGUUCUACUGCCAUGCGCCCUACUUGCUGGUAGGCUCUGCCUCCAGAGUCUGUCAGGCUGAUGGGACUUGGAGUGGCCACCAACCAGCCUGUAUAGACCCAGCCUUCAACAGCUGUCGGGACCCAGGGACUCCAGCCUAUGGUGUCCCGAUCAUGGCCCAGGGCUUUCAGGUUGGCAGUAAGAUUUCAUUCAAGUGCCGCAAAAACUACCACAUCCUUGGUUCAACUACAAGAACGUGCCUGGAAAAUUUAACCUGGAGUGGAACUCAACCUGAGUGUAUAGCCCAUUCAUGCAGACAGCCAGAGACUCCAGGUAAUGUAGAUGUUCGCUCUAUGGACCUGCCUACCUUGGGAUAUACGCUGAUCUACACCUGUCACGAUGGAUUCUAUCUGGCCGGGGGAUCAGAGCACAGAACCUGCAAAAGUGAUGGGAGAUGGUCGGGCAAAUCCCCGCUCUGUAAAGUUGGAGUGAAAGUCAGUCCCAAAGGCAGAGGCGAGUCAGAUGUCCAGAAGAACAAGAUUCGUGUUCCAGUGGAUGUUUUUUCACCAAACUCUGAGUGGAGUGGAUUCUACGAGUAUCUGGGGAAGAGACAGGCCACCACAUUGACAGUUACUGGCUAUAAUCUGACCAGUGGCAGAGUUAAUGUCACAUUACUGGAGACCAGCGGAGUAUCAAUCAGACUGUCAGGCACCUAUAAGUCAGAGGAAAACCAGCUGCUCUUGAAAGUCUACCAGGUGAAGGGGCCAACAGAGCACUACUACAGCAAGUUUAAAAAUGACAACUGGGCAAUGGAUGGAUAUGUUACAGCUGAAUCAGACCAGAAGACUUUUGUUUACCAGGGGCAUAUUCACAGUAAAGACUUCGGCAAGUUCCAUCUGACGAGGCAAGGCCCUGUAACCAUGGCAAUGGACCCAUCCAACCCCUACACAAACAGCAGCUCUGUGGCAGCAGCCAUCUUGGUUCCUUUCUUUGCCCUCAUACUGUCUGGAUUUGCCUUCUACCUCUACAAGCACAGGACGUUGUCUGCUGACACAGAUGACAAUGAGAGACCAAAAGACACCUGGGGGCCUGGUGGCAGGACACGUCCCAAGGUCCAGUUCAAUGGCUAUGUCGGCCAUGAGAGCUCCAACGGUCAGGCAUCAUUUGAAAACCCAAUGUAUGACACCAACAUGAAGCCUACUGAGGCUAAGGCAGUUCGAUUCGAUACCACACUCAAUACAGUCUGCACUGUGGUAUAGUCCAGCAAACCUGCCACUAUACAGUGGUUUAGUCCAACCUCCAUGUUGCAGACUGCUGUGUGGUGUAACCAAACAAAAAAGAAAGAGCAAACAUAUGUUUUGGACGUGUCACCGUGAGCAGUCUGUGUUGUAGCAUGCUGGUCCUCUGUCAGCGUCGUCUGCACAGUAACGCAGCUUGCUCCUGCUCCUGAACAAUGGUAUCAUCCACCUCUUCCUGUAGUCUGAAAGUGCUAAAUAGGUUGGAACCAACAAACAAGGGAGUAGACAAAACGUCAUCAAGUCAGAUGCAGUCUGUUGUUCAGGAGAUCAAUACUGGGACCAGAAUUCCUCUUAAGCACUGUUGCAGUUCGAACAUCAAGAAAUGUUGUACGAUCAGUACAAGUUCUUCCACGAGCGACAACCUAAUAGGACAGUUCUAAUCCAGUGUCACCUGACUGACUGCUUAAGUUUGACCCACCCACUAAUGGAAAGGGCUCUGCAUGCCUCUCGAAUACCAUCCCUGCAACCUGAAUAGUGGUUUACCCCAACCUAACCCUUUACCCCCCAUGCCAAAUUUGCACAGUGGUAUAGGCUUCCUGACUCCUCCUGCUGUAGGCCAGACUUGGCUUUGACCAAUGUCAUGCUCUAUCCUCAGGGGAAGCACACAGACUAUUCCACCAGUCAGUGGCUCGCUCCACACAUUGAAUACUAAUUGGACAAUUUCUAUAUGUCAAAAAAAACACAUCAAUGGUGCUGGACAAAACCCCCCCACUGGACUUCCAUCAUGCUAGACUUGACAGGACUGGACCCUGAUGUCACCCUGUAUUGACGGCUCACGCCGUCUGUUUUGGUGGAAUCUGAUGUUAAUUGUACAGGCUGCUGUAACACUGACAACCAAACGCAGUCAAUACAGUGACAAGUUCAGCCAGACCAAGGAUACUCAUACUCAUCCAGUACAGGAUACUAGGAUUAAAUCAGGACUUGGAGUGGUGGACUAGUGGUAUACAAUGGUUUGAAAUGUUUCAGCCUACUUGGGUAGCUGAAUGUGCUGGGUUUAAUAUAGCAGGACAUUCACAGAGUAAGAUAAAUUGAGUUGUUAGUUAAAAAAGGAUUUUUGAAUUAGUUCCUGUGAUUGCCUUUCCCCUCUGCCACUUGCUGCAUUGCCUUGUAUGACAGUGUCAACCUAUAGUAUUUGGUGUCAGUUGGGCUGAAACAUUACAAAUCAAGCAUUUGCAAGUGCUCGUUUGCCCUGGUUUGGUAUUAGAGCUCGUAAACAUGCUCCAGAGGAGUUUUGGAUACUCAAAAUAUUCUGUAGAGGUACCACACACUUGAAAUUGGUCAAAUACACAAUAUUCCACACUAGCCCUAGGCAAACUGUGCUGAACCAGAAAACCAGACAGUUGAGUUGCCCGACAGGUGUACACAAUGGAUUGGUUUCCAGUGGCCUGUCUAACACAAUCAAAGAGACAGACAACUGAAUCUUGUUCUUGGCCAGGAUUCUGUGUGGAAGCUUGGAGGCAAUAAGCUGUCAAGAUCUUCGACUGCUGCAAUCAGCUGCUACCACAUCCAGGAAAUGAUUUUGUCUUCUCAUAACUCUGGCUGGGAUAAUCAGUCAAGUGGUGACUGAUUUGUUUUUCGACAGUAUACUCCAGCAACAAAAUUAGAAACAGAUAAACACAUUGAGACAGAAAAUUGGACAGACGGACACAGACGAAUGGACAGAUAGACACCUUUGUCAGCUGUGCUGGAAAAAAGAGACAUGGACAGGUUGCUAUGGAAACAGAGACAAAUAGUUGUCUCCUCUUGUCUCUUCUGGCAUUUUUCUUCAGUGAAGAUAUUGAUGAACACACUAUGUUCAAAAACCCAGUGACCGCAUGGGACUUCCCAAACUAUUGCUGCUGGGGACCCCAAAAUAUAAACUUUAUAUUAACUCUUAAACUGCACAAAAUUUGCACUAGUGUGUUUUUCUGACUGGGUUAUGGAAAAAAUGAAUAAUUUUUGUGGGGUCUGAAAUGGGUUUAAAAAAUGAGUCAUUCAACAAAGUGGAUUUUAUUCAAAAAACUUCUAUCUUUAAAAAGAUUAUAAAAUGUCUAAAUACAGGGUUACAGAGUGUUUGUAUAUACACAUUUAUAUUUCAGACUCACUGUUAGCAGAAGGUGUGACCAUAUGCUAUAACGUUUAUUUUGUUGCCAUGACAACAUGCUAGCCAACCCGAAUGGUGGGAUCAGUUUACCCGCGGACCUCUGAGCUUCUGGUGUCACACAGUGGCAACACACCUGCCAUUUUUAGAGCAGUGGCUGUUUCUGAAAGCUCGUACUGAAUACAGUUACUGCUAUGAUAUCUGGAGGAGAUGUUCAUCAAUAUAAUGUGCAGUGUGUUCCCACUGAAACAACUGAACCACAUUGCCUGUUUUAUUUUCAGGUAUAUUUUCAUUAUACCCCAUCAUUUUCUGAGAUGCUUCACUCCUAUGUUGAACUUAAUAGUACACAGUUUGAGAUACUUUAUACAGAGAUUAAAUAGAAUGGACUCAUUUAUCUCAGUGAGACGUUUGCAGUAACAGACAGUAUAAGUUUUCAGAAACCAUAUGCAACUGUUUCUCGAGGCCUCUUUAAGAAGAUGUGUUGUGAUGUUCCUUAAUACUCGCAUCAUCAUGCAUCAUCAUUCAACACAUUUGUGAUGCACAUGAUCAUAUUUCAACACACCUUUUUAAAGAGUGCUCAGCGCAUGCAGGAUCUGUUUGAGAUCUGUCAUUUCGGGCAGAGGACAAAGAGAUACAGUAUUAAGACAACAUGCACAAUUAUUGUUGUCGAUGCCUAUCACCCCCCUGAACCUCUCCAUUGUUUGAGAAAUACCUCGUGUGCAGAGACAUAGUUACAACCUGCUUAUCAAUGCUGGAACCUCACUGCAACAAAUACACAAGCUUAGCGAGGGCGUUUCACGGCAUUUUGAGUCCAAAUGUUGGCUGACACCCAUGAAUCUGCCGGAUCCAAGAUAAUUCCCGAGUUUCAAAUCACUUGCCAAGCUUGUUAUUUCUCGCAGUGUUCACAAUAUUUUUAUUUUUUGAAAGAUGCUGCACUUGGUGCAGAUCACAUAUGUAACUGCUUUCAGUGUGUCCCUCAGUGUCUUCAGGCCUGUUUCCUGUUUGUUACUCACUUCACCCAGACAUUCUGGCAUUAGGUCUACACUUCAGGCAUUUUUACUUUAACCUGCAUGAUUUUUAUUGUCCAACUGAAUUUUUCUUGUUGGCUGUCAUGUUUUCAGUCAUUCAACCUGUCCGUCAUACUGUCAUAUACUUACAAACAUUAAAUCACACAUUCAUUCAUUUACAUACACAAUUUUUUUUUUUGUGGUUCAUUAUACGAACAAAUAUAUGAAGAGUGUUACACUCUGGGCCAAGACACAAUUCAGAUCAGAGUGGAUUUUCCUGAGAACUCAAAUUCUGAAAAAAACAUUUGGCAUGAGAAAGUUGUCGCAUUGACCUAUUUUGAAAUAAGUGAGAAUGAAUUAAUAAGUAAAUACCCCUCUACUCCAGAUUAGAAUGCUGCAAAUAAAAUGUCCUGAAACAAUGGUGAUUAUGUUUGGAAGAAUAUCAACAGGGUCUUAUUGGCAUUAUAUAAUCCAUUGUCACUCAGUGUCUGCUCCUGGGUUGGGGUCAAACAGCCACAAACACAAACACCAGUAAGUAAGGAUAUGCAAAUGUGUGAAGUAGCCAAUAUACUGGCGGCAAUAAUUAAAGAAUGUGAAAAGAAGAACAGAAGUCACAUUGAAAACCUCUUCACAGGAAUAAACGAGACAUCUGUAAACAACAGUAGAGCGUCUGCUCACAAGAUUGUGCACUUCCUCUCUUUUUAUUUCUUGAGUGCACCCAGUGCCUCUAUUUCAAUUAAUUUAAUGAGUUCAGUUAAGAAUUCCUGCAGUCCUGAAGUCAAGAGAGCAUAAUGGAGCCUGAAAAUGAGAGUCUGCAUGGUUUCCAAAAGCAUAAUAAAAGGUCUAAUUGUUAACACUCAAUGACACAGAUCUCAUCACCUUGCGUGCCCAAAGAAAGAAUCUUCAGACUCCCAUUAAUAAUGAUAAAGAUGAGAGAGGGACGACAUAGGUUAGAUUUCAGAUCUUGUUUGUGCUCACAGAACCUUAGCCAAAUAUUAAGCAAAUAUUUGUGCAGAUCCUUAAAGGUUAUGGCGCACAGGCCAUAAUGACAUCUCAAGCUUACAGCAGAGGACUAAAAUUAUCACAUUGUCUCUGAAAGCCCACAAGGAGGCCAGAUGAGCUCAAAUGUAUGACUGCCAGCACCCCCCAGUCCCCCCUCAAUGUUCCUCAGCAGCUGUGUGGAGGCAGACGUCGUCUGUCUCUGUGAAGCCUGUUUCCUUCAGUAGCAGUUUCACUCACUGCUUUUCUUCAUACAUGAAGGCGGGGUUUUGUUUUGUCAGCCUUACACUAGCUUUGCCCCGUUCAAAUAUAAAUAGUGGUCAUGUCUGUAAAGUAUUCAUUUUUUGUUGCGACAAAAAGAUCUGCCUGGGUACUAGUGUAAAGUUUGUUGAUAUGGAGUUCUCUGGGUGAAAGUAUUUAUUUACAUUUGAUUUCCUUGAUUCUUUCUGGACUCUCAAAAAACUUUUAUAUGCCGAGUCAUGGUGGAGGUGCAGAUGAAGUUCAGUUGAGAAUCCACAAGUAGAUUGAACCAAAUGAAAUAUAUAUGAAUACAUAUAAGUAUACAUACUUAAAUUCAGAUAUUUGUUUUCAAAAUUUAAAGAGAAUCUAUUGUUGAAUUGGAAAAAAUAAAAUCGACAGGGAAAUCAAAUUGAUUCCAUUCUUAACUUUAAAGGAGGGAUUUGUUGACCUGAUAGCUGGACAUUAUUAAAUUUCUUGAUAAUUUGAAUAAAAUCAAAGGAAUAUGAACGAUAGACAAGCCAGUGUUUCCACCUAUAGAUAAAGAAAGUGGGCCAUCAUUUUUCCUGGUGUAAUGAGAUAAUAUUGUUUGGUGCAGCUCUUCAGUUUAUUUCCAUUAGAAAACGUUGGAACUACAAUUGGGUGGCCUUACAUAGUUUAAAGAUGAUACAGUACAAUACAAUGUUUUCGAGCCACUGAAAUUUAGGCAGAGCUUAUAUGCUGUCUCACUCAACCUUAUUGAAAUGUGACCUGUUAUUUAACUAAACAUGAUUCUUUUUGGAUAAUGUUUUGUUCCCUCCAACUUUAUUUCACGCGUCCUUCGUUUGGCAUUGUCAGCGUUCUUCUAUUAAAAAGCAACAGCUGGCUGCAAGUAAAAAAAAAAAAAUAAAACUACCUACUAAAUUUCAACAUGUCAAGGUUGUUUCCAUAGUUUUUUGGGGGAAAAGGUUCCACCUUUCCCCGUUACUUUCUCCAAAGUGGUAUUGUCAGCAGUCCUCGUUGAAACAAAGGGGUCUGGUUUGCUGCAAGCUUUAAAAAAAAAAGAAAAAUUCCAGCUACAAUUGUGAAUGUCAUACAUUGCCUUUUCACACCGUUUCACGUGGCACAGACUAGUUGCUAGAUUAUCUAAAUGACAUCAAGAUUGGGGCCUGUGAGCGAUUCAAACACGAGAGCACACACACCCAGGGAGGACUGCAGUGUGAUGCGGCUGAACUUUCCCUGGAGGAAAAAAAAUCCAGUUUCGGUACAUGUCCAAAUGUGGCUCGGUGGCCAUGUCAACCUGCAGAUGGAUUUUUAUCUGUGCUGGAAUGCCAUUGCUAGAUAGAAAUCAGACCUUUCUGUUUGUGUCUCUGUGUAUGUUUGCCUGUACUAUUCUUUCCGCACACACACACACACACACACACACACACACACACACACACACACACACACACACACACACACACACACACACACACACACACACACACACACACACACACACACACACACACACACAACAUAUAUCUGGGCUGCUUAUAGGUUUCACCUUUUUUGUGUAAUCUAAUUAAAAUCUGAAGUUAUCCAGUUUGUUUGCCCUCGACAGGACUUGACCGUCUCAACAGUUUGGAUAGGACAAACUUCUUAUGCCAUACGUUUAGAAUUCGAGCUUUGAGGAAAAAAUCUACAACCUGGUGACUUAACCGCAACCCUGCUUCACUUAGUGGAAAGUAUGAAUAAUUAUCAUUUCAGCAUAUGACACUUGUAGAUCUGGGACACCACACAUAUUGCUACUGUAUUCACACGUUACAAUGAGAAGCUGCAUUCUCAGCAACAUAUAUUGACAUGCAGUAAAGUUGCUUGUUAAUGUGUAAUGAAAUAAACUGGUUAAUUUCUGUUGUCCUGAUAGGAGAAAUGUAAGGUCCUCACCUCCUAGUUACCAUCAUCAUUAAAGGUUUUGUUUUAACCGUCACAUCACUGUCAUCAUCAUCACUGUCACCCCUCGCCAUCAUCAUGUGCUGCUGAACUUGAAGUAGGUGCAAAAGAAAAAAAUUUUGUACAGAAAUCUAUUUUUUAUGGAGAAUUUGUAUUUGUAAAAAAAACAAACAAAUGAUUAAACAUGCUGUACUUUUUAUGAUUAAUGAUGUAGGUAUAACAAAAUCUUGUUCAUCAAAGUCAAUGUUUUUACUGUUACACGCCAUGUAAAAAUCUAUGGUUCAAGUAUCAAAUAUCAAAAUGUCAUAUGAUCUCUUUUGUCUAUUACGGCUGCUUUUACACAGGAACAGAAAAUCUUUUUGGGACCUGGAUUAAAUCUUCUUCAUGAUGGAGAUGCACUUAUUUCCGAGUCACACAUAUGAAACAGCUUUGUUACAGGUCAGUUUCAGUUCCUUUUAAACAGUAUAAUUUUAAGAUCAGCAUUCAUUGCAAAAAAAAAAUACA